Messenger RNA from Abrus precatorius (Indian licorice), 622 nucleotides. RefSeq names its product snakin-2-like. The record is from RefSeq and is a predicted model, not a curated record. Lineage: Eukaryota; Viridiplantae; Streptophyta; Magnoliopsida; Fabales; Fabaceae. The transcript is spliced from 4 exons. The coding region runs from base 78 to 425 and encodes 115 amino acids.
UAUGUAGGAUGAGCAUGUUGCCGACUCAAUCUUAGAAUCCAAACACACUACCAUUUGCUACCUUCGUUCUUCCUGCAAUGGCAAUACGCCAGCUUCUUGUGUUGGGAAUGUUGCUGCUUCUUUGCCUCUCUAAGGUUUCAUCUGAUUUUAAGAUAGAAAAGGAAGAAGAUGAAGAACUGUCAUUCCCUAAUGAGCCUCUUACUGUGAGAGACGGGAAUAGAAGGUUAAUGCAAGACAUAGAUUGCGGAGGAUUGUGCAAAACAAGGUGCAGUGCGCAUUCGAGGCCCAACCUGUGCACUAGGGCUUGUGGGACAUGCUGUGUGAGGUGUAAGUGUGUUCCACCUGGCACCUCCGGUAAUAGGGAACACUGUGGGGCUUGCUAUACUGAUAUGACCACCCACGGCAACAAAACUAAGUGCCCAUAGACCUAAAAAUGCCCAUACAUAAGCCCAGUUGGAUUGGGCUCCCUUUGCUUCACUCCAAGCAGCAACUGUUGUAGUUCAGUAAAAUGUGUGCGUGUGUUGUUAUGUACACUUGUAUUUAUAGACUUGUGAUCUAAUUCUAGUUUUUACUAAUGUUAUGUUAUGCUACUGUUUGAGCCAUAUAUAUAUAAACUUUGUCU